This is a messenger RNA of Scutellospora calospora, 638 nucleotides long. NCBI's taxonomy places the organism in Eukaryota, Fungi, Glomeromycota, Glomeromycetes, Diversisporales, Gigasporaceae. The record is from the annotation of a GenBank genome assembly.
CAAAGGCUCCUUUAAAACCAAGAUUACCGCUUUCUAAAAAUUCUAAAAAUACGGAUGAUAGAGUUGUACUGUAUAAACGCCGCGCAGCAAAAAGCCCUACAAUGGCAUUUAAUCUUGGUAACCUUAGUGAAGAUAACACUGAUGAAGAAAAUGAGCCAAUUCAAUACCAAAACGAGACUGAAAUUAGUGAUAUUUUAGUACGAAGAAGCAAACGUCAACGUAUUAAACCUCUGGAAUUCUGGAGGAACGAAAGAAUCGUAUAUGGUCCAACAAGAACAAAAGUUAUUCGCGUUCCUCGGCCAGAAGAUAAUGGUAAACAAAAGAAAUCAGGUGCUGGACGAGAUACAAAGAAGCGAAAGAGAGGCAAUAAAAAGACUACCUCUAAUAAAAAUGAAACGGAUGAUGAGGAUAUUGACGAAGCGUCAUCUGCUGAAGGAUUAGCUAUAGAUUGGGAAACGAAAGAAAAAGUUGCUCGACGUGUAAUAUAUACUCUUUCAAUGUAUCAAACUGAACCUAUUGAUAAUGAUGGAUGUAGAUUCCAAAAAACCUUUUCGGAAGGCGAUUUCUUUUCAGCAGGGUUGAUUGAUAUACCCAAAGGACGCAAAAAAUCGGGAAGAAAUUCAAAUGAAAACGCCAUG